AUGACGCAAGAAGACAAGAAAGCCCGAACCUUCCUCCGAAACACCAUCACCAAGCAACAGGAUGCGCUGAUAGCAAUCACAAGAACGCUUGUCAAGACACCGUCCCCCAAUCCCGCGGGAAACACCGUCCUCGUUGCCGACGCGGCUAUCAAAUUGCUGCAGAGCAUUCCACACGCACACGUCUCGCGCCAUGAGACCGCUCCGGGACUCGUCAACGUCGUGGCUCGCAUCCCCAGCGGCAGACCGGGCAAGCGACUAGUCUUCAACGGCCACCUAGACACCUACCCUCUUUGCGAGGAUCUCAACUGGACGGUGCCACCGCUGGGCGGCGUCCUCAAGGAUGGGAGAUUAUAUGGUCGCGGGGUGUGCGACAUGAAAGGCGGCAUCGCGGCAUCGAUCACGGCGGCGAAGUUGCUCGCUGAGCAUCGCGAUUUAUGGCGCGGGGAGAUCGUGGUCACGCUCGCGGGCGAUGAGGAGUGUAUGGGCAGUCGUGGGGCGAAGUGGUUGCUGGACAAUGUCGAGGCGGCCAAGGGCGACGCGAUGAUAUGCGGGGAUGCGGGGUCGCCGCAGGUGGUGAGGUUCGGGGAAAAGGGGUUUGUGUGGAUUGAUGUUGAGGCGAAAGGGGUUGCAGCGCAUGGCGCGCAUGUGCAUAGGGGCUUGAAUGCGGUUAAUCGUCUACGAAAGGCGUUGGAUGCGAUCGAGACGUUGGAAGAGAUGGCGGUGGAUAUGCCCGCGGAGGUGGAGGAUGCGAUCGAUGCGGCGGCAGACGUGUCACAAGCAUCGUCGGGCAUGGGUGAGUUGGACACGCUACGCCAUGUUACAGUCAACAUUGGAACGGUACAUGGCGGCGUGUCACCGAAUUUAAUUCCCGCCCACGCGAAAGCGGAGUGUGAUCUUCGACUCCCUCUAGGCGUUACGACCGAGGAGAUUCUAGCGAAGCUACGAACGUUACUUGACCCGAUGGAGGGCAUCAGAUGGAGAAUAAUUCGUAAAUGCGAUCCUAACUAUACCUCUCCCACCCACGAUAUUGUUCAGCUGGGUCUGAAAGUGUCGAAAGAAGUCACCGGCGGCAAGUCCGUCGCUAGUAUACGCGUUGGAGCAUCUGAUACCCGGUGGUAUCGUGCCGCUGGCAUUCCAACCGUUGUCGUCGGCUGCUCUGGAGGAAAUAUGGGCGGAGCAGAUGAAUAUGUGGAGGUGAAAGAGCUCGUUCAGGUCGCCCAGGCCCACACUUUGAUGGCCUACGACUUUUUAAAAGGUUGUUGA
Molecule: messenger RNA, 1263 nt
Organism: Coccidioides posadasii C735 delta SOWgp
Lineage: Eukaryota; Fungi; Ascomycota; Eurotiomycetes; Onygenales; Onygenaceae
Molecular function (GO): hydrolase activity
Source: RefSeq, a predicted model, not a curated record